This is a messenger RNA of Vigna umbellata (rice bean), 3751 nucleotides long. RefSeq lists its product as uncharacterized. Lineage: Eukaryota; Viridiplantae; Streptophyta; Magnoliopsida; Fabales; Fabaceae. The record is from RefSeq and is a predicted model, not a curated record. Gene Ontology annotation, molecular function: receptor serine/threonine kinase binding; ATP binding; protein kinase activity. Gene Ontology annotation, biological process: protein phosphorylation.
AGUUUAUAUCUAUCCAAUUUUUAAAUGCUCGUAAACUUAAUAUUUAGCUUAACUUCUACAUAAAAAAAUAGACAUCAUGAGAAAAAUUGCAGAUGGAAACACCCAUUGGCUCGAUGGUUACAAGGUGGUUUUCAACUGCUAUUGCUGCGUGACUUGACCGAAGUGUUCAAACAUUAGAUGUUUUUGUUUUGAUUUGUCUGAAGUAGUUAUACUUUUCGCAGUUCGACUUCUAUGUAUUUUCAUACAUUGGCAUUGACUUUCUGACCCGCCAACUUUGAAUGGUAUGAAGGAAACCAACAAUUCUCAACUUUUCAGCAUGUAAAAACCAAACAUCAUACCAUGAAAUCUGUAACAAGUUAGCUUCUUUUCUUUUCAAACUUGAAAAACUGAAGCACCAAGAUGGAACUGUUCACCUCAUCAUCAUCAUCAUCAUCAUAUCUUAAACUGCUGCUUCAGUCUGUUGUGAUCUUACUCCUGGUUUUUACGCGUGCAAACUCCGAAUCUCAAUCUCAGUUGCAUGAUCAAGAACAUGAAAUCUUACUGAGGAUAAAGCAGUACCUUGAAAACCCUUCAUAUCUCAGUCACUGGACAUCAUCAAACAUCGCUCACUGCUCUUGGCCAGAGAUAACGUGUAGCAACGACGAUUCUGUCACUGGAUUGACAUUGUCCAACAAUAGCAUCACUCAGACCAUACCCUCUUUCAUAUGUGACCUCAAAAACCUCACACACGUUGAUUUCUACAACAAUCUGAUUCCUGGGGAGUUCCCAACACAUCUCCUCAAUUGCUCCAAGUUGGAGUACCUAGACCUGUCUAUGAACGACUUUGUUGGCAGCAUCCCUCGUGACAUUGGCAACUUAUCUAAUCUGCAGUUUCUUAACCUUGGUUACACCAAUUUCUCUGGUGACAUUCCUUCUAGCAUUGGAAGUCUAAAGCAACUCACAAAUCUUCAAUUUCAGAACUGCCUAUUGAAUGGAACUAUCCCCUCUGAGAUUGGCAACUUGUCCAAUCUUGAAUUCUUGGAUUUGUCAUCUAACUCCAUGUUCCCUCCUUCGAGGUUGCAUGAUAACUGGAUGCGGUUGAGCAAGUUGAAGUUCUUUUUCAUGUUUGACUGCAACUUGGUCGGGGAGAUCCCUGAAACUAUUGGAAACAUGGUGGCUUUGGAGAGAUUGGAUCUAUCGCAGAACGAUUUAAGUGGUGAAAUUCCCGGGGCCUUGUUCAUGCUGAAGAAUCUGAACAUAAUGUUUCUAUCUAGAAACAAGCUUUCUGGGGAAAUACCUGAUGUGGUUGAAGCACUGAAUUUGACCAUCAUUGAUCUAACGCGAAAUUCUCUCUCAGGAAAAAUACCAGAUGGUUUUGGAAAGCUUCAAAAUUUAACUGGUUUGGCUUUGUCUUUAAAUAACUUACAUGGGGAGAUACCACAGAGCAUAGGCCUUCUUCCAUCUCUGAUAGAUUUUAAAGUGUUUUCCAACAAUUUAUCAGGUACUCUUCCUCCUGACUUUGGCCGCCACUCAAUGCUUAAAACCUUUUUGAUUUCAAAUAAUAGUUUUAGUGGAAAGCUACCCGAGAACUUGUGCUAUAAUGGUCACUUGGAAAACUUAACUACCUAUGAAAAUCAUCUUAGUGGGGAGUUGCCACAAUCACUUGGUAAUUGUAGUAGCCUGACAGAUCUGAAAAUUUAUAGUAACGAGUUUUCUGGUAGCAUUCCAAGUGGUCUUUGGACUUUCAAUCUGUCAACUUUCAUGGUGAGCCAUAACAAGUUCACUGGUGAGCUUCCUGAGAGAUUGUCCUCAACUAUUUCGCGUUUGGAGAUAGAUUACAAUCAGUUUUAUGGUAGUAUUCCAACUGGGGUGUCUUCAUGGACUAAUGUGGUUGUGUUUCAAGCCAGUAAGAACAACCUUAAUGAGAGUAUUCCAAGAGAGUUAACAGCUCUUCCAAUGCUAACAACACUAUUGCUUGAUCAGAACCAGCUCACAGGACCACUUCCGUCUGAUAUAAUAUCAUGGAAGUCCCUUAGGAAUCUAAAUUUGCGACAAAACCAACUCUCUGGACAUAUUCCUGAUUCAAUUGGUCAUUUACCUGAUCUCAACCAACUUGAUCUGUCAGAAAAUCAGUUCUCGGGUCAAAUUCCUUCUCUUCCUUCCAGACUCACCAAUCUCAAUCUUUCCUCCAAUUACUUGACAGGGAGGGUUCCAAGUACAUUUGAAAAUUCUGCUUUUGAAACCAGCUUUUUGAACAAUUCUGACCUCUGUUCUGAUACUCCAGCACUGAAUCUCAGGUCAUGUAAUCAUAGCCCUCAAAGUGAAAGCAAUGACUCAUCUUGGUCUGUUGCUUUGAUCAUAAGUCUGGUGGUAGUGGCCUGUUUCCUGGCUUUGUUGGCAUCGUUCUUGAUAAUCAGAUUUUACAGAAAAAAAAAGAGUGGAUUGGAUAGGUCAUGGAAGCUCAUUUCUUUCCAAAGGCUGAGUUUCACUGAAUCAAACAUAGUGUCAUCACUCACAGAAAAUAAUAUUAUUGGCAGUGGUGGCUAUGGUGCAGUAUACCGCGCUGCAGUUGAUGGUUUAGGCUAUGUUGCUGUCAAGAAAAUUUGGGACAACGAAAAGAUAAACAAGAAGCUUGAGAGCUCAUUUCACACUGAAGUUAAAAUAUUGAGCAGCAUUCGUCACAAAAACAUUGUGAAGUUGAUGUGUUGUAUCUCUAAAGAGGACUCUAUGCUCCUUGUGUAUGAGUAUGUGGAAAACCACAGCCUUGACAGGUGGUUGCACAGGAAGAAUAAGUCAUCAUCAGCUGUUUCAGGUUCACUCCAUCGUGUUGCCCUUGAUUGGCCAAAGAGAUUGCAUAUAGCAAUUGGAACUGCACAAGGUUUGAGCUACAUGCAUCAUGAUUGUUCGCCACCUAUUGUUCAUCGAGAUGUGAAAACAAGCAACAUUCUUUUGGAUGAUCAAUUCAAUGCAAAAGUUGCUGAUUUUGGUUUGGCCAGGAUCUUGGUGAAACCAGGGGAACUUGCCACCAUGUCAGCUGUGAUUGGAUCAUUUGGCUAUAUGGCUCCAGAGUAUAUCCAAACAACUCGAGUAAGUGAAAAGAUUGAUGUCUACAGCUUUGGGGUAAUCCUAUUGGAACUUACAACUGGCAAAGAAGCUAAUUAUGGUGAUGAGCACUCAUCUCUUGCAGAGUGGGCGUGGCGGCACCAUCAAUUAGGAAGCAACAUAGAAGAGCUGCUAGACAAAGAAGUCGUGGAAUCCAGUUACUCAGGUGAAAUGUGUAAGGUUUUCACACUAGGUCUCAUGUGCACUGAAACACUUCCUUCUGCUAGACCAUCCAUGAAAGAGGUUCUACAAGUUUUGCUUUCUUGUGAUGAAUCAUUUUCUAAGGGAGAGAGUAAUAUUUGCCACUGUGAUGAUGUUGUUCCCUUUCUUAAAAAUUCAAGAAGAGAGCACAAGUUGGAUAUUGAUAAUGAUAGCUAGCUAGAUAGGUGUCAUGUUGAAGUUGGAGCUUAGUAGUGUGAGUGUAAAUCACCAACUGAACAUCCAUGAAGAUUAUUACCAAUUCUAGAAUUGACUUCAGUGCAACACUGCCACAGGAUUGAAGAUUUAGAACAUCAAUACUGCAGAAUGCUUGAAAAGUCACAAAAUUCAAGUUCUUCGUUUUGGUAUGUGAGAUAAAUCCUCAUGGAUGGUUACUAGGUACCUGGAUUCCAAUUGAUUCCUGAGAUAAUCUCUCGUAUACUCUAUAACUUAUGUGGUUGUUAAUAUUCAU